AUGAAAGAAAAUGAGCAAGAAAUAACAUUGGAUAACAACUCUGAGAAGGCUAAAUGGGAUGCAGAAUCUACAGAACUAUUUUUAAAUAUAUGUGUGGAAGAAAUUUUAGCAGGAAAUCGUCCUGGAAUUCACUUCAGUAGAUUAGGAUGGUCUAAUCUGGUGCAAAAGUUUAAUGACAAAAUCGGAAGAAACUAUGAUAAAGUUAAGUUGAAGAACAAAUGGGACAACCUCAAAGGUACAUGGAAAGAAUGGGAUACUUUAGUUGGAAAAGAGACUGGUUUAGGAUGGGAUCCCAAUAAAAAAAUAAUUCAAGCGAGUGUAGAUUGGUGGGAUAGGAAAAUAAAGGAAAAUUCAAAUGUAGAGAAAUUUAGAGAGAAAGGUUUACAACAUCGACAACUGAUGGAAUAUUGUUUUAAGGAUGUUGUUGCAAUCGGUGAACAUGCGUGGGCACCGUCAUCUGGAGUGUUACCAGAUGGUAUACAAGGAAGUAGUUGGUUUCAACCAGAACAACCAUUUGAGUUUGGAACUCCUGUAGACAAUGAAGAGUUUAUGAAUAUUGAUGGCAUAGAAAAGAAUACGGAAAAAGGAUUCGAACAAACUAAUCCAGAAGAAUCGAAUGUGAUUGAAAAAGUGCGUGGUAGUGAAAGUGGAGAGAGAAGAAAAAGAAAAGCAUCAACUGCUAUAAAUGAAAAGGAGAAAAAUAAAUUCAAUACCAGUCUAAGAAUUACAUCAUCAAUAGAGAAAAUUGCUGAAGCAAUACAAUCACGCUCUUAA
Molecule: messenger RNA, 774 nt
Organism: Nicotiana attenuata
Lineage: Eukaryota; Viridiplantae; Streptophyta; Magnoliopsida; Solanales; Solanaceae
Product: L10-interacting MYB domain-containing protein-like
Exons: 2
Coding region: 1-774 (257 amino acids)
Source: RefSeq, a predicted model, not a curated record